Phyllostomus discolor (pale spear-nosed bat) is the source of this 3149-nucleotide messenger RNA. It is a transcript of the gene IL2RA, whose product is annotated as interleukin 2 receptor subunit alpha. The record is from RefSeq and is a predicted model, not a curated record. Gene Ontology annotation, molecular function: interleukin-2 binding; interleukin-2 receptor activity. Bases 304 to 1119 code for a protein of 271 amino acids. Gene Ontology annotation, biological process: inflammatory response. The transcript is spliced from 8 exons. NCBI's taxonomy places the organism in Eukaryota, Metazoa, Chordata, Mammalia, Chiroptera, Phyllostomidae.
CCCACACCUCCCAGCAACUGAACUUGAAAAACACCUGGUUGAAACCACUUCCUAUCUGAGACUAGAGAAGAGACUGCCAGACACGAUUUCCUGACUGAACAAAUCAGCCUAACACUUAUAAAGUACAACUCCUGACUGUCAUAGAGACUGGAAGGACCAGCAAGGAUGACAACCUAAUGGACGGAUCCCUUUGUCUCCCAUCUUCCCAGCACAAUGCUAACAAGAGGCUGACAGGAAACCCCGAAUUUUGCAGAGAAAGAUCUUCUCUUCACUGCCGCUAAGUCUAUCCCAGGUGCCAAGAAGAUGGAGCGAAGCUUGCUGAUGUGGAGGUUCUUCACAUUCAUCGUGGUAACUGACUGCGUGAUAGUCCGUUGUAAUCCCAAGCUACCAUAUGUCAGCCAUGCCACAUACAAAGCCCUCACGUACAAAAUCGGCACCCUGCUCAACUGUGACUGCAAGAAAGGCUUCCGUAGAAUGAGCGACAGGUUACCCUACAUGAAUUGUACAGGAAACUCUGGUCACUCUUCCUGGGAAAACCAAUGUCAGUGUGUAAGCAUUUACCUUGGGAACAAACGAAAACAAGCUACUCCUAAACCUGAUGAACAGAAGGAAGGAAAAAACACAGAAAUGCAAAGCCAAAUGCAGUCCACAGACCAAGUUAACCAAGGUCAUUGCAAGGAGCCUCCACAUUGGGAACACGAAAGUUCAGAGAGAAUUUAUCAUUUCUCGGAGGGGCAGAUCAUUCACUACGAGUGUGCCCAGGGAUUCAGGGCCCUACAAAGAGGUCCUGCCAAGAGCACCUGCAAAAUGAUCUGUGGGGAGGGGAGGUGGACACGGCCCCAGCUCAAGUGCGUAAGGGAAGGUGAUGAAGAGUCUCAAGCAAGCACGGACACUCCUUCUGAGAGUGAAACUUCCUGUCCCUUAAUAACGACAGGUACUACUACAGAUUUUGAAAAACAUAUGGAACAUACGGAAGUGGCUACAACCCCGAAGAUGUUCAUAUUUACCACCGAGUAUCAGAUAGCAGUGGCUGGCUGCAUUCUCCUGCUGAUCAGUAUCCUCCUUCUGAGUGCAUUCACCUGGCAGCGGAGAUGGAAGAAGAAUAGAAGAACAAUCUAGAAAAUCAGAGUGGUAUAGCCCACAGCCAAGAAGAGCCCACAGAAGUCAUGAAGCACAAGCAAAAUCAAAGAAAUUAAACAUUUUCCCAAGCUGCAUCUCCUGUGACCCCUUGGGUUUUAAAAAACUCUGAAGACACAUCACAGAACAACUGGCAGCUGCAACCCCAUCAUGAAGCCAGCUCUGGAGUAUUAAUGAGUGAACUUAACCUGCUUCUAAGUAGCACUUCCAAGAUCAUUGGGGGAACAGAGUGGAACAACCAGAACUCUCACUCUUAUUUUCACAUAUAUGCGAAGCUUGAUAAGCAAGGAACUCUCUCCACACCCUAUAUAGUAUAAAGAAAAUGGCUUAAUGUGAAUUUUAUCCCAACUUCCCAGUUUAGACAUCCCAAGGAAAACUCCAGCCCUAAUUUAAAAGGCACACACAGGCUCUCUAGCAUAUAUAAUAGGACCUUGUCCCUUGAUCCACAAAGAUCCUUUCCCAGACUCCAGUUGACUAGCCCAUUCUCCUGCUCAUAUCUCUUAGUGAAUACCCUCAAAGAACUCUGGACUGGUAACUUGACUGCAUCCUUUUGUUCUUAGGUCAGUCCUCUAAGCUAGCACCCCCUCCACUGAAACUUCGAUUUGGAAUUUCAAAAGAACAGAGGUCAUGGCAGAAUUAUAUUUGGGUAACACCAAAACAAAGCAAUCAAGCCUUGGAAUUGUAGAGCUUCAAUAUUUGAAAGAAUUUUAAUGAAGUUCAUAUCAAGAAAAGAAAGAUAAACUACCAUGUUUUGCCAUCUAUAAUGUGCACUUUUUUGCCCAAAUUUCUGAGGGGAAAAUAAGGAUAUACACUAUACAUGUGUAGUACUAAUUUCAUAUCUAUAGAAACAUUUUUAAUUCUUUUAUUUGUGGUUAUGCAUUAAAAGUAUAACUCUAAAAGCAAUAACAAUAUCCACAUGCAAAAUAAUACCCUGGAAUACCAUAAUAAGUUUUAGAUAUAAAUAAAAAAAUUGAAUUAAAAAGUUAAGACAAAAGAUUUUUUCCCUGACAGUUUGGACCAAAAAAGUGGGUGCACAUUAUGCAUGGCAAAAUAUGGUGGGUCCCAGUUAAUUAUACCUAUUAAAAAGCUUCAAUUAUUCAUUACUAAUAGGUUUCUUUAAGAGUUAGUUUCUUUGGGGUUGCUAUAAAUGACACUCUGAAUUAGUCUUGUAAUAAUUUGAUGUUUAUAGACAGACAUAUGAUGUGCAAAUGUGUACAUUUCCAGAUAAUUGUCAUAGAAACACCAAUAAGAGAUCAAAUACAUUCGAUGUUUAUAGAAAGAAGGAAAGAAUGAAGAGGGAAUUGAGGAGGGGAAAGGAAGAUCAUACUGAUCAGGUGUGACUAUGAGAAAGGACAUACCAGUGGUCCUCAAACUGUUAACAAAUCAGAAUCUCCUGGAGGCCUCAUUAAAACACAGAUGGUUGCCCAAAACAGUGGCUCAGUUGCCUGAGCUUCAUCCCACACUUUAAAAGGUUGCUGGUUCACUCCCUCUCAGGGCACAUGACUAGGAUGCAGGUUCAGUUCCUGGUCAGGGUGCAUAUAAGAGGCAACCUUGUGACAGGAUUGAUGUUUCUAUCCCCUUCUUUUCCCCUUCCUUCCCCUCUUUCUAAAAAUAAAUAAAUAAAUAAAAAUCUGAAAAAAAAAAUACAGAUGACUGGGCCCAUCUCUAGAGUUUCAGAAUCAACAGGUCUGGGCUGGUCCUAAAAAUUUACAUUUCUAACAAAUUCCAGGUGAGGCUGAUGAUUCUGAUCCAUCUACCAUACUUUGAGAACCACUGGGUUAUACUUCUCCAUGCCCACUGAUCCUCAAUGCCUAUUGAAAAAAAAAACAAAAACAGCUCCAGGUGCUGGGAUUUCAGUGAAAUUUCUUGUACAGACUUUUACAUAAGAGCUCAGUGCUAAAAUUGGUUGACUUCAGAUGUCCCACUUGGACAAAAUCACAUGACUAAGGCAAUUAAUGAGAAGUUUAAACCACUAAUCAGCCUUCAUUUCUGGAAGGGCAAGAAAGUGUUAU